GCUCCACAGCAUCCUCCGAAGCAGUGAUAGAGACUGGGUAGAGGGUGAAAGGAGGAGAAGCCCCUCUAAUAAAAUCAGAAGGAAGCCAGUAAUAUAAGGAUUCCACAGUGUUUUGCAAGGAAACAGUCAAGAUUCGAUGUUCGUGAAGCGUACUUCGGUUGUACAAUGUACAUGUAAAAAGAUACUCAUUUCCUGCAGACUGUAAUGCGUGAAUUUUUACGCGGUACAUUGUACUGCGCUCUGUGGUAUGGUAGUAUAGUAGCAGGAUUUUUAUUCAUCGCAUGUCCGCUCUUAUUAUUGCUGUUGUUCAGUCCACCGAAAUUCCGAAAAUGUGGAGAUCUUUUGUUUUCAUGUUGGGAACUUUACCCUACCGCUCUGUUAAAUAUGUUUGGUGUGAGAAUUUAUGUAUCUGGAGAUCAUAUAUCUCCUCACGAAUCGGCCGUGCUCGUGAUGAAUCAUAGAACAAGGGUGGAUUGGAAUUUCCUAUGGGCGGCAAUGUAUCAAGCAUGUAUGCCCCAUGUAAUUUGUCACAGAUUGAAAUUUAUCUUAAAGGAUCCUAUACGACACAUUCCUGGGCCAGGAUGGAUGAUGCAAAUGAAUGGUUUCCUUUAUAUAACCCGACGCUGGCAAGAAGAUCAGGGUCGAUUGUCGCGUACUCUUGAUUACCUGAUCGCAUUAGACAAUCGUACGCAGUUGCUGAUUUUUCCCGAAGGCACUGAUUUGACGAAGAGUAGCAAAGAAAAGUCAGACAAGUACGCCGCAGAGCAUUAUUUACCCCGACAUAAAUACACUCUGCAUCCGAAAACGACAGGCUUCGCUUAUUUGGUCCAACAUCUUCAGCGUGCGAGUUAUCUCGACGCCGUGUACGAUCUAACGAUAGCGUAUCCAGAUUACAUACCGCAAUCCGAAAUUGAUUUAAUCAGAGGUAAAUUUCCGGAUGAAGUACACUUUCACAUAAACCGAAUAUCAUCAGCGGAUAUACCAAAGCGCGAUUCGAACUUGAGAAAGUGGUUGGAGAACAGAUGGUCCGACAAGGAAAAGAUACUGAAUAGAUUUUACGAACAAAAAACAUUCUCCGCCGAAAUCUGGCCAAUGGCAAAACUGCUACCACUGCGAAUAGCGUUUAUAUUCUGGAGUAUAUUAACUGGAACAACAGUACUUUUGCUCAUCGUGUCUCCGCUCUUUCGAUUAUGGGCAUUGAUCAACGCGGCUUUUUUCAUCGGACUAUCGAUUUUCAGUACAGGCUUUAAUCAGAUCGAAAUAGGCUGGUAUUGGCGUUGGAAAAAUUAUCUUUUCCAAAAAACCAAAGUAGGAUAAAUACAUCCAACUUAAAAAUUUAUUUUAAAAAAUACAAUCUUUUUACUUCUUCCUCUCUUUUUCUGUGAUAAUGUUGUAUAUAAAAUCGUAAAAUUAGAAAAACAUAACUUAAAAACUUUUGCAAUAUCACACAUUUUACUGUAGUCGUAAUAUAAUGCACAUGUAUAAUUAGAUACAUCAUGUUCUCUUUCUCUUUCUCUCUCCUCUCUCUGUUUCUUUCUCUUUUAAGAAGAUAAAUUGAUAUCGUCUUCGCAGAGGAUGGGUAAUUGCAAAUUUGGAAUUUUAUGUUAAUAUGAGAGACAAGGAAGGGGAGGGGAGAGAUAGAUGGAUAGAUAGAUAGAGAGAGAAAGAGAGAGAGAGAAGUAUAUUUCUUACGAGAAAAAAAACUUCAUGUAAACAUCUAUAUAUUUGUAAAACAUUGUGUAAAAAUGAUACAGACCUUUUCUUAUAAAAACACAAUGCAUUUUAAAAGAUUUACUAUUUUUUACGGCAGGAAAUUUCUGUAACGUACGUAUAUACCGUAUAUUAUAUACGCUAAUUUAUAUUAGCCAAUUCUUAUAGAGAAUAUUCUUAUAAUAACAAAGUAUAUAUUUAUAUAUAUAAUCAAAAUUUUUUGAGAGAUUUUCUGUUAUACUCUAAUAC
This is a messenger RNA of Pseudomyrmex gracilis, 1959 nucleotides long. Its product is annotated as lysocardiolipin acyltransferase 1-like. Gene Ontology annotation, cellular component: endomembrane system. Bases 205 to 1317 code for a protein of 370 amino acids. The transcript has 5 exons. The record is from RefSeq and is a predicted model, not a curated record. Gene Ontology annotation, molecular function: acyltransferase activity. NCBI's taxonomy places the organism in Eukaryota, Metazoa, Arthropoda, Insecta, Hymenoptera, Formicidae.